Messenger RNA from Silurus meridionalis, 5143 nucleotides. Its product is annotated as interleukin-6 receptor subunit beta-like. The transcript is spliced from 16 exons. Gene Ontology annotation, biological process: cytokine-mediated signaling pathway. The record is from RefSeq and is a predicted model, not a curated record. Lineage: Eukaryota; Metazoa; Chordata; Actinopteri; Siluriformes; Siluridae. Gene Ontology annotation, molecular function: cytokine binding; cytokine receptor activity. Gene Ontology annotation, cellular component: external side of plasma membrane; membrane; signaling receptor complex. The coding region runs from base 266 to 2860 and encodes 864 amino acids.
AUGCUGGCCAAUCAGAACGCUUUUCCUUAAGACUGUAGUUUCCUGUGCCUUGUUCUUUGCCUGUGUUUUCCCGUGGAGCACACAAGAAUGUGUUUUCACCUGAAAGUUGGCCUCGGCGCUUUUUUAUAUUUAUUUUGAGUUAUUUAAGGAGACUGGGCUGAUUUACAGUAACAAUCCGGAACGUUUAAAAGUUGGAAUGUAGCUCGCCGAACUUGUAGGAAACAUCACGCACGACCUACCAAGAUGCCAGAAAAUCGGUGAACAGAUGCUGACAGCCGACAUCAUGAAACGCAUGUCACUACUUUUGUGCGGGUUUGUCCUUUUCCUGCUCUUCAGCUGCACAGUUGGUUCCUGUGAUAGCUGUGCAAAAAUACUUCCAGACUCUACAGGACAUAUUGUAGUGGAACUUGAGAAGCCAUUCACAGCUGUCUGUAAUCUCUGUAAUGAAUCAGUAUACACCGCUGAUGAUGUUACAUGGUUUUUUGGAACUGUUGCUCUUCCAAGGGAGUCUUACACAAAGCUGAACAAGUCGGCCGUUUCGGUUACUGUGAACGUCAGCAGUGAUAUGAACAACCCACUGGUGUGUAAGGCUUCCAAACAGGACAUUUCAUACGAAGAGAAAUGCAUAUAUGGCAUCUACCUUGAUAAAGGAUAUCCUCCAUUAAAGCCCGAGCAGCUGAAUUGUAUUGCUCUUCAACAUGGCCCACGCAUUUCUCCUGAACUGACAUGUUCAUGGAAACCAGGGACUAGAGACCCAAUUAUUAGCACCAGUUAUACACUAUAUGCAUGGUUUGGUUCCACCAUGCUAAAUGUUACAAGUCACAAGAAUGCAACACAGACACUCACUAUCAAUGUUGGAACCUUCCCCAAUCACUUGCAAUUAACUGUCUGGGUAGAAGCACACAACCAACUGGGGACUGUCAAAUCAGACGAACUGUCAAAUGAUGCCGAAUAUUUUGUUCAAACAAAUCCACCUGGAAAUAUAAGGGUUAUUCCAGAGGAUGGUUUUCCCACAUCGUUAAUGGUGAAUUGGACACAUCCGAUUCAUGACACAGUCUUAAAGCUGAGUUAUCACAUCAGAUACUGCAAAGCAGGUUGCAGCGUUUGGGAAGAGCUACCCCAGAAUUUAACCAAAGCGUACAUCCAGUCCUUCAGACUGCAAUAUCUUCAGCCUUACACGGAGUAUGUGGUGCAGAUGCGCUGCAUUCGUCAAAAAGGUUUAAGCCACUGGAGUAACUGGAGCCAAAACGCGACAGCUCGUACACCAGAAGACAUUCCUUCAAACAGAGUGGAUCUCUGGAGAGUCUAUGAAGAGGCCUCGAAUAACAGUGUCGUUAAGCUGAUUUGGAAGGAUCCGGAGAAGCCCAACGGCAAAAUACUGGGGUAUAAUAUUACGAUUAAAAACAAUGGACAUUCUGAGACCCAUGAGAUCAGUUCUAAGGAGCUUAGGUUCUCUCUGAAGGGAGACAAAGCUCUAAUCAAAAUCACCGCAAAUAAUUCCAUCGGAGUUUCACCUCCGGCUACUUUGAUGAUCCAGAGACCUGGAAUAAGUCUGUAUCCCGGGGUGGAACAGGUGAAUUGUUCAGCACGUGAUGGCAAGCUGUUGGUGAAUUGGCAUCCGCCCUCCUAUAAUCGCAAUGAGUAUGUGAUAGAAUGGGUUUUGGUGCCUGAUAAAAAGAUCGGCUGGCAAAGAGUGUUAGGCAGGGUCAACAACAUGUACAUUGAAGGUUUGAAGCCAUUUAAACGUUACAACAUCUCAGUCUACCCGCUUUAUCGAGUUCAAGGCUCCUCCAAUUUAGGAAGACAAGUCACUGUACAAGCCUAUCUCCAGCAAGGACCUCCUCUGCGCGGUCCCAUAGUUAAUGUGACUGCGACAGGGAAAACCACCGCUCAGCUGACAUGGAACGAGAUUCCUAUUGAUGAUCAGCAAGGUCUUCUCACCAACUACACCAUUAGCUACAAAACAAAAAACACAGAGCAAUUCAUUGUGGUUCCAUCCAACACCUACUCCUACAAACUGAAUGGACUGGAUAGUGAUAGUCACUAUGUUGUAAGCAUCAAGGUGUCUAACGAAGAGGGCUCAAAGAAAGGACCUGAUUCCAGUUUCCACACAAAGAAAUAUGAGGACGGUGAAAUCGAUGUGAUCGUUGUGGUGGUGUGCCUGGGCUUCCUGUUUUUUGUAGUUUUGAUAAUGGUCCUCAUCAUAACGAAGAAAGAACAGUUAAAGAGACGUUUCUGGCCGCAAGUUCCAGACCCAUCCAACAGCACUAUUGCUAGCUGGUCACCUGACUGUCCCAACAAGCCAGACACCCCGAAAGAAAGCAUCCUGGCAGAGGUGAGCGUGGUGGAGGUGGAUAUGGAUGAGAGUAAGUCCCUGUGCGAUGAGGAUAAGUCAGUGAUGCCACUCAAGAAGUACUUUUCGGAGGAGCGCAGCAGCGGCAUUGGCGGCUCGUCCGGCAUGUCCACUCCACGCCAAAGCGUGUCCUCCAAUGACGAGGCCGACUCGGGCCAGACCACGGCCAGCACCGUGCAGUAUUCCGCUGUGGUGAGCAGCGGAUAUAAAGGUCAGACACCCAGCACGCAGGCGGGCAUGUUCUCCCGUUCAGAAUCGACCCAGCCUCUACUGGAAUGCGAGGAAAACUCGGAGCACCUGUCCGAUGGCAGCGGCCACCACACACACUCCUACUUCAAACGACACGGAGGUCUCGAGCAGCUGAACAUGGACGAGGUAGAGGAGCCAAGCUUCGGAUCUCUGAGUUUUAGUCCGAUGGAGGAGGAGGACUCGCCCACUCUGACCGAGGAUCCUCCGGGUCCUGCCCCUGGUUACAUGCCGCAGCAGAGUGGCUACCGGCCACAGUGAGAGGACAGAAACCCGGUUGGUAAUCGCGCAAUCCCGUGCCUUCUUCUGGUGACCUGAUUUUCAUUGUCAUGUUCGAAAGCCCGUUUAAGUUUCACACUAACCGCUGCUAAAUCUAAGAAACCGACUGGCUGCGUUGAUUCAGUUUUCAGAUCGUAGAAGUGGAGGCGUGGUCCCGCACCAGAUUGUGAUUUGAGAACGGAGGUGGGGGAAUCUAGUGUUCAUUCACACACCUGUACGUUAUUCUUGUUUUCCUGGAUUUCGGUUCUACUGUGAAGAAUUCAGAGGCUCGCAGAUGAAGGAUCAGUACGCAAGCGACAGGUCUCAACAAAAGUCGGCUUUAUUUUUGCCAUGUUCUUUUAUAUGCUUUCGUUUUUUAUUCUAAAGCACGCGCACACACACGCGUCUCUGCAAGUUCAAUCCUCAGCCGUCACCUCGCCUCUUUUAAAUCCUUUUCUCCACCCAAACGUUCACACUCUACUGUACAGGUGUGUGAUCAUUACCACUAGAUGCCCCCUGGUUCUGCUCUCUGGUCACAAACCGAUCCCACCUCCACUUCCACAAUGAUGUCACUUCUAUAUAGGCAUACAUACUGGCAAUGGCAGUUUCAUUUUGUAUAUUGACACUUUUUUAUUUUAGUAUUUGGAAAAAGUUACUUUUGUAAGGUUACACAUGCUUUAGGUUUAAAGCGUAUACAGAAUCCUCCAGAAUUAUUGGCUCUCAUGAAAAUGUGCCAGAAAUAAUCUCUGAUAUCCCGUAAAAGUUAAAUCUGAUUUCAAAUGUACAGGAACAUAGUAAUGUUUAUUUUAUAACUUCAUUUUAUCGCCUUGGGAAAAAAUAACCAAAACCAUUUGUGUUGAUUGGAAAGUAUGUUUGGCUCAGCAUUUGUCAAAAUUCUAUCUGUAACCAUGUUAUCUCCUUUUUUUUUUUUUUUUUUUUUGGCCAGAAAUGUGCUCCAUGAUAUUUUUAAUUAUCUACAUUUUUUUAAGGUCCUUUGGGAUUUUUAUUUUUUUCCAUGGUAAUGAUUCAAGAAGAUUUCACAAGGUCUCCAACCUCAGAAUGUAGAACCCAGACAAACAGAAUCAACAGAUCCUGUGGAUCCUUAGAACAGAUUUCCAAAAAUGACUUGGCAUAUAAUGGGAAUCUUAUUUCCCAGAUAAUAUUUGUAAACUGCAAUGAGAGGAAAAUAUAUAUAUAAUUUUAAUGAUGAUUUUUUUAAAUGUAUAUUAAAACCAAAUACAAAUCGAUCCCUGUUUUUGUUUUUUUAUAUUUAAACCCCAAUUCCAAAAAAAAGGUGGGACCCCCGUAUAAAAUGUUAAUAUAGAAAUUUUAUUUUCAAUACAAAACAUAUAAAAUAUAAAAAAACUAAGGAAAAUAUUGUUUAAAUAGUAAUUCGAAUUGAAUUGCUUUAACACGUCUUAGCCCUUGUUUACCACUGUGUAGCAUCCCCUCUUCUUUUAACAACAGUCUGUAUACAUGUGGGCAUUGAGGAGACCAGUUGCUGGAGUUUUGGGAGAGGAAUGUUUGUCCCAUUUGUGUCUGAUACAGGAAUUUAUCUUCUCAACAGUCCUGGGUAUUCUUUGUCAUAUUUUUUACCAUCAUUCUUUGCACUUUUUUUUUUAUGAAGGGUGCCAAUAUUUCUGGAGGGCAUUGUUUAUGAACAUAGCUGAGCCAAUAAAAUGUUCAAUCCCCAUGCAAAAUGUACCCUAAAACGUUGAGAGUUUUCUGUACAGCACAUUGUUCAUGCAGUUACUGAUCUCAUUUAUUUGGUCAUGAAAAAGUCUUGGAAUUUCCUUUGGCUUGAUUUUUGUUAGUUUGUGCAGACAAAAUCUGCUUUUAAAUAAGUUUUCUGCAGUUUCUUUAUUGCAUUAGCUUCUGUUAAAUGUCAGUAUUAUGUUUCAACCAUGAACUGGUUGUUUUUAAACACUUCACAUAAUUUCAUAUACAUUUUUUUAGAAUCACUUUUCAGUAUUGCCUUCGAUUUUCAGUAGUGCUGACAUCAGGGUGCGUUCAAGGCAACUGAAAAGAAUCAAAUACUCGUAUAUUGCACUUUUUGUCACCUGCUAUGGAGCUUCAGCCAAUCCUUCAGGAUGUCCAUGUUCGACAUGAAUAAACAAUUGUGUGUAUGUAUACAGAGAAAACGUAACACUACAGGCUACAGGGCCGGAGUCCUGUUUAAUGCAUGCUUUUUCAAGUAUUCAUUUCCAGUAUCUUGUGGAAAAUCUUCAAUAAAAUUACUCUUUGUAGUAACCAUAUGAUAAAUAAAGAAUCAUUUAUCAAAAUCAA